Molecule: messenger RNA, 3756 nt
Organism: Aureobasidium namibiae CBS 147.97
Lineage: Eukaryota; Fungi; Ascomycota; Dothideomycetes; Dothideales; Saccotheciaceae
Product: synaptojanin-2
Exons: 4
Coding region: 1-3756 (1251 amino acids)
Biological process (GO): phosphatidylinositol dephosphorylation
Cellular component (GO): membrane; cytoplasm
Molecular function (GO): phosphatidylinositol-4,5-bisphosphate 5-phosphatase activity; phosphatidylinositol-3,5-bisphosphate 5-phosphatase activity
Source: RefSeq, a predicted model, not a curated record
AUGACAAUCCGUGUGUUACUGAGGGACCAUCCUCAUCGCGCGAUUGCACUGGCAACUGAUGACCACAUCUUGACCUUCCGCCAUAGUCCCUCGACUGCUGGCGCCUCUUCGCUUUCCGUCAACUCCACCCAAAGCGCGACUCUGCAGCCAAAAUGUAUGGUCGAGUUUGCGAAGACUGCUGAUACUGAUACCACCGAUUUUCGAUCAUUGACUUCUCUUUCGGUGUUCGGAACACUUGGCUUGAUCACGGUCAACGGCGAUAUCUUUCUGUGCGUUGUUAAUGGAGCACAAAGAGCUGCCACAGUGAGGGAUGGCGAGAACGUCUUAAAGAUCACCUCCGUCGAGUUCCAUUGCAUAAACAAGUCCGACUAUGACUAUCUUGUUCUGGAUCGUAUCAACAACUUCUCGACAGACGAUGUCGAUGAAGAUGGUUUCGACCAUUAUCAUGCUAGAGAUCCUGCCAUGGAACACCCUUGCAUGGCCAUGAAGAAACUGCUCAGUGGAGGCACCUUCUACUACAGCGCAGACUUCGAUCUGACAAGACGUCUCCAAGACAGAUCAUCAUUGUCAGCAACUGUUGCAAUCGACAGUCUGGAUGCCGGCUUUCUAUGGAACUCAUACAUGAUCCAACCACUGGUCAGCUUUCGCUCCAGGUUAUCAGAGCGAGAAAGAAGAGAUCUGGAUGCUUCUCGCAUGUUGACAUCUGCGAUACGCGGUUUUGCCAUGACCCUAACAGUUCCCCCUGCAUCUUCGCCGAUCAGCCACACAUCUUCUGGCUUUCCUUCCACACUAACAUUGCUAUCUCGUCUAUCCUGCCGUAGAGCUGGUACUCGUUUCAAUGCACGAGGUAUUGACGACGAUGGCAAUGUUGCCAAUUUCGUCGAGACUGAGGUCAUCUUUUCUACGCCUGCAGGUACAAGCUUCUCUUAUGUGCAAGUACGAGGCAGUAUUCCUCUGUUCUGGGAACAAGCAGCAGGCUUCACUCCAGGACAGCAAAAGAUACAGCUUACUCGGUCUGCUGAGGCAUCACAACCUGCAUUCGACAAACACAUGUCUGACCUGGAGAUCACCUAUGGCAACAUCCACGUAGUCAAUUUGCUCAGCAAUGAAAAACCUGGUGAACUCGAGCUCAGUCGGAGGUAUCAAUCCCAUGUUCGUAACAGUCCUCUAAAUCUGCCUUCUGGCGAGCCCGGGGAAAAAGAGGUUGAAGACCACGAGCUCAUCAAAGAGACUGACUACGAUUUCCACGCCGAGACUCGCGCACUUGGAUACGAAGCAGCAAAGGGCAUCAGAAGAUACGUCCAGGACUCGAUCGAAAACUUUGCCUACUUUCUCUCCGAAGAAGUAGAUGAUCAACCGAAGAAUGCCAACGGUAGGCCACAAUCGGUUAUUCGAAGGAACAUGGGCAUUCUACAGCAGGAAGGCGUAUUCCGUACGAAUUGUCUUGACUGUUUGGACAGGACGAACCUGAUACAGACACUCAUCAGUCAAAUGGCUAUCCAAGAGUUCUUGAACCAGCGAGGCGAGAGGACAGCAACCAACGAUUUCUGGGUUCGACAUGGAACCCUCUGGGCUGAUAACGGUGAUGCCUUGUCUCGAAUCUAUGCAGGCACCGGAGCACUAAAGUCCUCGUUCACCAGACAUGGCAAGUCGUCUAUCGCGGGCGCUUUUGCAGACUUCCGCAAGAGUGCAACUCGAUUGUAUAUCAACAACUUCGAGGACAAAGGCAGACAAAACGUCAUUGAUAUGCUCUUGGGUCGUUUGGUUGAGCAAGUUCCUGUUCAUCUCUUCGACCCUAUCAACGACUGGGUUUCUGCAGAGCUUACAAAGAGGACAAACGAGUAUUCAGCUUGCGACAAUAUCAACAUCUAUGUUGGUACAUUCAACCUCAAUGGCAAAACUAGGGGCUUGUCUGAGGAUCUCUCGCCCUGGCUGUGUCCACCUGUCGAUCUUUCUCAGCAACAGCCCGAGAUUGUGGCUGUCGGCUUUCAAGAGAUCGUCGAUCUUAGUCCUCAACAGAUCAUGUCUACGGAUCCUCAUAGGAGACAAGCAUGGGAGGAUGCAGUCAAGACGACGUUGAAUGAGCAUGCUCAAACUCUAGGAUCGGAAGAAUAUGUCAUGCUGAGAGGUGGACAGCUGGUCGGUUGCUCUCUAUCUGUCUUUGUCAAAGCGAGCAUUCUGCCAUAUAUAAAGAAUGUGGAAGGUGCUCUGAAGAAGACCGGCAUGUCCGGUAUGGCAGGCAACAAGGGUGCUGUGGCUAUCCGUAUGGAGUAUGCCAACACAUCCAUCUGCUUGGUCACUGCACAUUUGGCUGCAGGAUUUGCCAAUUACGAGGAGCGGAACCAGGACUACCGAACGAUCAGCCAUGGGCUUCGAUUUGCAAGGAAUAGGUCAAUUGAAGAUCACGACACCAUCAUCUGGCUUGGCGACUUCAAUUAUCGUAUCGGGAUGGCCAAUGAGAAGACGAGGCAGCUGGUUAAGAUGGGCGACCUCGAAAAACUCUACGAAAACGAUCAGCUCAAUCUCCAGAUGGUUCAUGGCAAGACCUUCCCAUACUACAACGAGGCCAGAAUCACUUUCUUGCCGACAUACAAAUACGAUGUCGGUACGGAUGAAUAUGACAGCAGCGACAAAGCUCGCAUCCCUGCAUGGUGUGAUCGUGUCUUGACCAAAGGCCACAAUUUGCGUCAGAUACACUACAAUACUGCACCUCUAAAGUUCUCAGACCAUCGACCUGUCUACGCCACUUUCCAAUGCACAAUCACCGUCAUUGAUGAAAAGAAAAAGCAAGAAAUCAGCGAAGGACUCUACAAACACAGACGUGCUGUAGUCGGUGGGCAUACUGCCACGAGAGCUGACGAUAGCGAUGACGAAGAUCUACUCGGCUAUGAGUCCAUUGAGCCUGGCUUGCCGCCAGCAAGUUCGGACAGAAGAAAAUGGUGGCUGGACAAUGGUAUGCCGGCUCGCUCGACGGUGAAACCUCCAAGCGACGGACACGUCCGCAAUCCGCAACGAGCACCCAAUCCGUUCAGUGCUACUACUGAGCCCGACUGGGUCAAAGUACCUCGACCCAAUCCACCACCCCCACGCUCAUUGUCCGUCCGCGAACGCAACACUUCGGCAGCAUCGACAUCAUUGAAUGAAAACUUGGAGAGAAAAGCAAUAGCAGGAAGCCGAAAAUUACCUCCAGCAUGGCCUCCACACCAACCUUCACAGCCUACAGCACCCUCCCGAACCUCUUCCUACCAACCCAGUCUCCUCGACGACCCAAUCUCCGAAGCAGAUCCGGCACCACCACGUCUCCCCCGCCGACCCUCUACAGCAUCCCAGCACUCAAUCAUUCGCAAAGCCGCACCUCCAGUCCCCAAAAAGCCGUCUACUCUGCGCUCAGAAUCUCCCUCUGGUAGCACCAGAGAUGAAGCGUUUGCCCCGAAACUGCCGAAGAGAAUCAAUACACUGCCUGUGCAGCAGCAAUCGCCGGUUGUUGCAAAGAGUGUGAGUAUGCCUGUGUUGCCGCCGUCGAGGAGGAGUACGGUGGAGGUUAAUGCAAAGGGGAUAGAGAGCUGGAGCAGACAGACCAGUGGGGCGCAGAGUAUGUUUAGUGCAAAGAGUACGCAGGUGAAGGGGGAGGAUGGACCGCCGUUGCCGCCGAGGAGAGGGACGGGGUUAGGACAGGGGAAAGCACAGGCACAGAAGAAUUUGUUGGAUGAUGAGGAGGAUGGGAUGGCUGCGUGGAAGCCUUUGAGACCUAAUUGA